AUGAAAAAAUCACUGAAAAGCAAAGACAAAGUUCAAAUUUCGCGUCCAUCCACUACUCAAAAGGCAGCAUCUGAUCUUCACAAAUAUACAAUUUCAGUUCAGGCAGAUGAUAAUGAUGAUUUUACUCUAAUAGAUGAUUGUUGCCCUAUCUGUUGUUUUGGAUCAAAGAUCAAGAAACCGAAACAGCGCGGUACAUUAGUUCCACAUCAAGGUCACAAGCAAAUUUGCCUCAAAUGUCUUCAAAAAUCUAUUGAAGAUCAAAAAUUAAAUUAUCCAGACAACGUGAAAUGCCCACUUUGCGAUUACAUUUUCACAAAACAAGAGUUAAUGCAAAUGCAUCCAUCAUUUAUUAGUCAAUUGGAUGAGCAAGAAGACUCCUUACUCAGUGAAAACAUAUACAACUGCAAAUUCUGCGGAAACAAGUUCGAAUUUGUCAAAGGAAAUCCAGAAGAUGUCCAUGAUCUUCCAAAUCAGCACCUUACCGAUGAACAACGUAAAUGUUUUGCCGAAAAUUACAUUUGUUGCAACAAAUGCCAUAUUACUACAUGCCAUCAUUGUCAUGCUGUUCCUUUCCACAGUGGGGAAACCUGUGAAGAGCACGAAUGGUUUGUAAAUGGCUAUGUCUGCAGAAUUUGUGGAAAAGCAGCGAAUCCUAAAAAUGCUCCAAAUGGAAAGAUCCCUUUACUUGUUUGCGAUGAUCCUAAGUGUCAAGAGAUCUCCAGCAAAAUGUGCACUGAGAUACACCAAUGCGGUCAUGCAUGUGUUGGUCUUCUCAAUGAAAAAAUGCAUCCUUUAUGUCCAAUUUGUACUUUUGGUGGUUCCAUCUGUUUGCAUUGCCAAAAACCACUUAUUGGACAUCUCUGUCUUGUUCUCGAGUGUGGACAUACAAUCCACAGGGACUGCGCUCUCGAGAUGUUAAGAGAACAGAGCUCUGACGGCAUCUUGAAUCUUCCUUUGUGUCCUGCUCCUGGUUGUGCACAAUUUAUUUGGCAUCCUUCGAUAGAUGAAGAGGCGAAGAAGGAUAUAACGAGAUGGGUUAAUGUCAUGAAAGAGAUAAAUGAGAUUGCGAAUGCAAGAAUCAUAACAGAUGGCAUUCAAUUCCAUCCAGAUGUCAAAUCUAAAUUAAGUCCUUACGCAUUUGAAGGUGAAAACGCUUCAAUCAGCUGGGUAUUGAAGGAAAUGAGGUUUGCUGUAUGUAACAAACAUGAUAUACCUAUUUAUUUCCCUUGCGGAUGGAAAGUUGACGAAAUUAAGGAUAUUUCGGGUUUCUGUCCGAUGUGUAAGAACUAUUUGUUCCCUGUAUGUCCAACAUGCGGAUAUAAAUGGAUGCAGUUCAAAUGCAAUAGAUGUUGCAGCGUUGGCGUAAGAUUGAAAAUUGUUGACGAACAACCUUGCUGGUUCUGCAAUAUCUGUAAGGAAAUGCCUUCUAAUGACACUUGUGCUUGCAAAGGAAACUGCCAAUUCUACCCUCAUCCUAACACUUUGACUAUUUACUACGGAUACUGUAUGAAAUGCCAGAAAAUCAUCACAAAAGGCAAACACUAUAUUUAA
Messenger RNA from Trichomonas vaginalis G3, 1551 nucleotides. Its product is annotated as regulation of axon guidance. Gene Ontology annotation, cellular component: nucleus. Bases 1 to 1551 code for a protein of 516 amino acids. Lineage: Eukaryota; Parabasalia; Trichomonadida; Trichomonadidae. The transcript has a single exon. The record is from RefSeq and is a predicted model, not a curated record.